Alosa alosa (allis shad) is the source of this 839-nucleotide messenger RNA. RefSeq names its product ubiquitin-conjugating enzyme E2 E1. Gene Ontology annotation, molecular function: ubiquitin conjugating enzyme activity. Gene Ontology annotation, biological process: protein polyubiquitination. The transcript has 6 exons. The record is from RefSeq and is a predicted model, not a curated record. The coding region runs from base 176 to 646 and encodes 156 amino acids. Gene Ontology annotation, cellular component: nucleus. NCBI's taxonomy places the organism in Eukaryota, Metazoa, Chordata, Actinopteri, Clupeiformes, Clupeidae.
UGUCGUCCGCCUACUGCAGCAGCGGCACUUCCGCUAUCAACAAGCCACAGAUUUGAGAAGCCAAGCCAGCAGCCAGCGUACACCAUUCCAUACCCUUGUCUGAACGUAACUGCGAGAAAUCGACCUCACUUGUGACCUCAAUAAUCUUCAAGAGGGGUUAGAGUGGAAAGCCAUUAUGAGCAAGACCUCUAAAUUGGUAUCCACAAGUGCAAAAAGGAUUCAAAAGGAGUUGGCAGACAUAACUCUGGAUCCUCCUCCAAAUUGCAGUGCUGGCCCCAAAGGUGACAACAUCUAUGAGUGGAGGUCCACCAUCCUGGGGCCUCCAGGUUCCGUCUAUGAGGGAGGCGUCUACUUCCUGGACAUUGCCUUCACUCCCGACUACCCCUUCAAACCACCGAAGGUAACAUUCCGUACAAGGAUCUACCACUGUAAUAUCAACAGCCAAGGUGUGAUCUGCUUGGACAUCCUGAAGGACAACUGGAGUCCAGCCCUCACCAUCUCCAAGGUGCUGCUGUCCAUCUGCUCCCUGCUCACAGACUGCAACCCAGCGGACCCUUUGGUUGGGAGCAUCGCGACCCAGUACACAACAAACAGAGCUGAACAUGAUCGAAUAGCGAAACAGUGGACCAAGCGCUACGCAACAUGACGUGGACAUGGACAUGGACAACUGGGCCUUUAACAAUUGCUGCUUGUGAAACACCUGGACUGCGUUUUAAGGACUUUAGUGUGUGUGUGUGUGUGUGUGUGUGUGUGUGUGUGUGUGUUUUGUGUAAACGUUUCCUCUUGCAAAUUUUAAUUUAUCUUUGCUAUAACUGUGAAUAAAGAAAAAUACCACAAAA